Psilocybe cubensis is the source of this 1923-nucleotide messenger RNA. RefSeq lists its product as uncharacterized. Gene Ontology annotation, molecular function: rRNA (adenine) methyltransferase activity. The transcript is spliced from 14 exons. Gene Ontology annotation, cellular component: nucleolus. Gene Ontology annotation, biological process: ribosomal large subunit biogenesis; rRNA methylation. Bases 1 to 1923 code for a protein of 640 amino acids. Lineage: Eukaryota; Fungi; Basidiomycota; Agaricomycetes; Agaricales; Agrocybaceae. The record is from RefSeq and is a predicted model, not a curated record.
AUGUCUCUAUUUUCUGUGCCCGGAUGGACGGUGCCAGCUGCCCCAGUCCGUGAACAAUCCUUACAACUGUCGAAAAAACGCAAGCGCCCAAAUGACCAGACUCGAAGUAUUGAAACAGCUUCUAUUAACGUAGAGAAGCUUAUGUCAAAACUGGCCGACUCUUAUCCCGAACAGACGCAAAAAGGCAAAGGGAUCACCCCAAAACUUCAGGAUAAACCACCGACGAAGAAGCAAAAACGUAAACACAUUGGCUCUACUACGGAUCACAUUAGUGAACAGCAAGCAAUCAAGCCUAUUGAAAAAACGAAGGCGGCUCCUCCUAAGUCAAAGAAAGCAGGACAACAUACAGACGUGCACUCUGUGAAGGACAAAAAGGCUAAAUCAAAAUCGAAUAUCGACUCCUCUCCUUCGAAGCCCAAAACAAUUCCUAUUCAGGAGAAUGAGUCUUCGAAAACUGGGCUAACUGCCUUACAGAAGGCGAUGAGGGACAAGCUGGACGGUGCGCGGUUUAGGCUUAUCAACGAGAACUUAUACAAGUCAGAUAGCCAAACAGCGCAUCAACUGAUGCGGGAAGAUCCUCAAGUUUUUGAAGAAUACCAUACAGGCUUCCGCCAUCAAGUUUUAUCGUGGCCUACAAACCCUGUGGAGCACUAUGCUUCCCUUUUUUCUUCCUAUCCACCAAAGACCAUUAUUGCGGACCUUGGUUGUGGUGAUGCGGCUCUUGCAAAAGAGCUUCUUCCCAAAGGCUUGUCCGUGCUAUCAUUCGAUCUGGUAUCCGAUAAUAAAUACGUCGUGGAGGCCGAUGUUUGCACCAAAAUACCUCUACCGGGAUCGGAGGGGUCUGGAGACGAGCAAUCUUCAGGGGAGGGUCAGGUCGUCGAUGUUGUUGUCUUUGCGCUGAGCUUGAUGGGCGUCAAUUGGCUUAACUCUGUCCGUGAGGCUUGGAGAAUUUUGAAGCCAGGGGGCGAGCUGCAUAUUGCUGAAGUCACAAGUCGAUUUACAGAUAUUGAGCAAUUCCAAAACUUGCUUGGUUCCAUUGGAUUCCGGCUAAAGAACAUUGAUGACUCACGGUCCUCGCACUUUACUUUGUUUGAGUUCGUGAAAGUUCCUCGUGUAAAUAAAAGUGAAAGCGAGUGGAAUAAGCUUAUUUCAAAGGGGGGGAAACGAGGCGACAGGGCCGUUCCGAACAAGAAAACCCUUGUGCUUGAACGGCAGUCUUCUCCCGACCCCCUUCAGUUGACAGACACCCACAUUUUGUACGUUGCAUAUUUGGUACCAAUGGCAGCCAGCAAGUUGAACAUCCUGAACCACCCACUCGUCAACGCCGAGCUCUCGAAGCUUCGACAAGAAUCAACAAGUGCCAAAGAAUUCCGUGAAGGAGUUGAGACGAUCAGUCUACUUUUGGGGUAUGAGGCAACUCGGACAUUGGAAGAAAUCUCGUUCAAUGGUCAAACUCCCGUCGCAAAUUUCACUGGCAGCAAAAUUAAGCCCCGCAUCGGAUUGACGCCUAUACUGCGGGCAGGACUGGGAAUGACAGAUGCACUGUUGAAACUCUUCCCUACAGCCCCUGUUUAUCAUCUGGGUAUCUACCGGGAGAAAGUCACUCUGCAACCUGUGGAAUAUUAUUCCAAGCUUCCAUCCACUGUUCCCGUCGAUCAAGUAUUUAUUCUUGAUCCACUAAUCGCGACAGGAGGCACCGCGAUUGCUGCAAUUACGAUGAUUGCUGACUGGGGUGUUCCAUGCAAGAAUGUGAAAUUGCUCUCCGUACUUGCGUCCGAAGUUGGGCUGAAGAACGUUCAUGCCCAAUUUCCAGAUCUCGAGAUCUGGGUUGCAGGUGUUGACAAUGAGUUGACUUCGGAAGGAAUCAUCAGUCCAGGCCUCGGUGAUUCAGGGGAUCGCCUCUACAAUACCCUCCGAAGUUGA